This is a messenger RNA of Sphenostylis stenocarpa, 1008 nucleotides long. The record is from the annotation of a GenBank genome assembly. Lineage: Eukaryota; Viridiplantae; Streptophyta; Magnoliopsida; Fabales; Fabaceae.
AUGCCAGAAGAUCGGUUGAACAGACAUACGAUUAGAUCACAUGGAGCUAAAGUGGCAAGGACACACAUGCAUGACUGGUUGAUGCUUUUGCUUCUUGUUAUCAUUGAUGGUAUCUUGAAUGUGAUAGAGCCAUUUCACCGUUUUGUUGGAGAGGGGAUGAUGCCCGACCUGAGAUACCCAUUGAAAGAUAAUACUAUACCCUUUUGGGCUGUACCAAUAGUAGCGAUAUUGUUGCCGAUAGCUAUAAUUUUUGUUUACUAUUUCUUCCGAAAGGAUGUUUAUGACUUCCACCAUGCUAUCUUGGGCCUUUUAUUCUCUGUACUCAUUACUGCGGUGAUAACGGAUGCUAUCAAAGAUGGUGUUGGACGGCCACGCCCAGAUUUCUUCUGGCGUUGUUUCCCUGAUGGGAUAGGGGUGUUUGAUCCAGUAACAAAAGAUGUUAGAUGUACCGGAGAUAAGAUUGUUAUUAAAGAAGGCCACAAAAGUUUUCCAAGUGGACAUACCUCUUGGUCCUUUGCUGGACUUGGUUUUCUUGCAUGGUAUCUAUCUGGGAAAAUUAAGGCGUUUGACGGUAGGGGUCAUGUUGCAAAGCUUUGUAUUGUGUUCUUUCCUCUUCUUGUGGCAGCUAUGAUUGCUGUCUCUCGUGUUGAUGAUUAUUGGCAUCAUUGGCAAGAUGUUUGUACUGGAGGGCUUAUAGGUUUGACAAUCUCUUCCUUUUGUUACCUACAAUUCUUUCCACCUCCGUAUGACAAAGAUGGAUGGAGACCUCAUACAUAUUUCCAGAUGUUGGCUGAUUCUAACAUUGUUCACACUUCUUCGCACAACAAUGACAAUCUGUAUGCACAACAUGCUGAGGUUCAGACUGUAUCUGUGCGUAUUCCACCUCAACAUGAUGGCGAUAAUGCUCGAGUUAAUAUAGAUGGGACUCCAACCCCAGUUGAGCUGGAUGCUGCUAAGGGGACAAUGAAGUCUAUACUGUCCAUGUAUAAGGACCAUUGCUGGUUGUAG